AUGAACCGAUACUUACGAAUCAAUUUCCGCGAUGAUGAAGACGAGGCUAUCACUCAUCGACUACUUCCUCACCAUAACAAUGACACACACGAGGGCUGGCAUCUCUCACCGCUCCAUCGGAGGCGUACUCCUUGUCGUCAUUGGAUGCCCUUGGUCGGCGCCCUUACCCUCCUUGGCAUCUGCUCUGGUGUCGUCUAUCUGCCUCCGGCACGCACCUCUACGUCGGGCUCCUCGGGGGUUUCUUCUACCGCCCUAAUUUGGUCUCCCUUCGCCGCCGUCUCAGAUGUCCCAUCAGCAGACCAGGACAUCAUCGACCUUUAUGCUCGGCAGUCAAAAACCCUCGAGGAAGCUACAGCACGGUAUACGCUCAAAACCGGCCGACAGCCUCCGCCAAAUUUCGACAAAUGGUUCCAGUUUGCGCAAGAGGGUCAUUGUCUCAUCGACGACUAUGACCGCAUUGACCAAGACUUUGCGCCAUUCUACCAGCUGGCCAACCAGAACCCUCGGCAUUUUCGUAAUAUGGUCGAAAUGGGCCACGAGUUCAUGCGCGACGAUGCUCGUGGACUCUCCGUCAUCAGUGUGCGACAGGGCAAAGUUGAACUUCCUGACGACAUUUGGGGCACUCCUUGGGACAUCGACUUGGAGGAGUUCAUCAACGAAUUCGGCUACUUCAUUCCCGAUAUGGACCUUCUUCUCAAUGGCAACGACGAGCCCCGUGUCGCUUUCAACGCCCGACGACCUAACGCCCUAAAGAACGCAAUGCAACUCAAAGAGGCCGAUCCUUUCCGCGUCGAACCAGUCCCCACAGCCGACUUCUUUCGAGGCAGAGACGGAUGCGACAUGGCCCAAACUUCGAGUGGAUUUGUCAAAGACCCUGUCAAUAGCAUUGCUUUCUUUGCAUCGACUUCCACCUCUGGUUUCAGCACCGACCUUUGGCCCAUGCUGAGCAUGGCAAAGAUAUCGCCUUGCUUUUCGGACAUUGUCUAUCCUAACGCAUACUUCUACGAUAAGUCCGGCUGGUCUGGCCAAUUCUCCUACCCCGAUGAUCUCGACUGGAGGGACAAACAACCGAUUGUCUACUGGCGCGGUGUAUCUAAUGGCGGCCAUAUCUACGGUGACAACUACCGGAACUUCCCUCGUUUCCGCCUCAUGGACAUCGCACGCGACCAUCCCGAGCUCUUCGACGUCCGCAUCUCGAGUUUUGCCGACAACCAUUGUACGGAAGACUGUGACGCGGAUCGUAUCAUCGAGGAGUACAACAUCACAGGCGAGGGUUCGGCCAGAGAGGAUCUUUAUGGGUCCAAAUACGCGUUGGAUGUCGACGGUAACUCGUUCAGCGGCAGGUUCCUUGGACUGUUGAGAAGCGGGUCACUUGUUUUCAAGGCCACGGUCUUCACCGAAUACUUCUCCGAGUGGCUGCUUCCCUACGAGCACUUCAUCCCCGUGAACCCUGACUUGUCCGACCUUGUGGAAAAGAUCCAGUGGGCGCGGGACAACGAUGAAGAGGCGCGCAAGAUCCAGCAACGAGGGUUACGAUUCGCCACCAAAGUUGUGACCGACAAGCAAAACGACUGCUACCUUUCGAGACUGUUGCUAGAAUGGUCACGGCUACAGAACGAUCCGGCAGCCGCUUCCACGAGCGAAGAGACGGAGGAAGUAGAAUACCUCGCCAACGAACAGACGGAGGGACCAGAAUACCUCGGCAAUGAAGAGACAGAGGAACCGGAAUACCUCGCCAACGAAGAGACGGAGGAACCAGCCAACAACGAAUAG
Molecule: messenger RNA, 1773 nt
Organism: Mycena indigotica
Lineage: Eukaryota; Fungi; Basidiomycota; Agaricomycetes; Agaricales; Mycenaceae
Product: CAP10 domain-containing protein
Exons: 4
Coding region: 1-1773 (590 amino acids)
Source: RefSeq, a predicted model, not a curated record